Messenger RNA from Enhydra lutris kenyoni (northern sea otter), 3241 nucleotides. Its product is annotated as pleckstrin homology domain containing A6. NCBI's taxonomy places the organism in Eukaryota, Metazoa, Chordata, Mammalia, Carnivora, Mustelidae. The transcript is spliced from 21 exons. Bases 1 to 3171 code for a protein of 1056 amino acids. The record is from RefSeq and is a predicted model, not a curated record.
AUGUCCAAUAAAGCAGGUGGAAAACGCCCGGCUAUCACCAACAGUGACGUAUCCAAGCACAACAUGGUGUCCGAGGUCCCCGCCGAGCGGCCCAGCGUCCGGGCCACCCGAACGUCCCGCAAGGCCAUCGCCUUUGGGAAGCGCUCACACUCCAUGAAGCGUAAUCUCUCUGCUCCUGUCACCAAGGCAGGCUGGCUCUUCAAACAGGCCAGCUCCGGGGUUAAGCAGUGGAACAAGCGCUGGUUCGUCCUGGUGGAUCGCUGCCUCUUCUACUAUAAAGAUGAGAAGGAGGAGAGCAUCCUGGGUAGCAUCCCCCUCCUGAGCUUCCGCGUGGCCGCCGUGCAGCCGUCGGACAACAUCAGCCGAAAACACACAUUUAAGGCUGAGCACGCCGGGGUCCGCACCUACUUCUUCAGCGCCGAGAGCUCCGAGGAGCAGGAGGCCUGGAUCCAGGCCAUGGGGGAGGCUGCCCGGGUGCAGAUCCCCCCAGCCCAGAAGUCGGUGCCCCAAGCUGUGCGUCACAGCCAUGAGAAGCCAGACUCUGAGAACAUCCCACCUAGCAAACACCACCAGCAGCCAUCCCACAACAGCCUCCCCAAGCCGGAGCCCGAGGCCAAGACUCGAGGGGAGGGUGAUGGCCGAGGCUGUGAGAAGGCCGAGAGGAAGCCUGAGAGGCCCGAAGUCAAGAGCGAGCCUCUGGUGAAAGCCAAUGGCAUCCAAGCUGGACCAGAACCAGCCUCGGAGCCUGGCAGCCCUUACCCCGAGGGCCCGAGAGUCCCAGGGGGAGGAGACCGGCCUGCCCAGCCCAACGGCUGGCAGUAUAGCUCCCCGAGCCAGCCCGGGAGCACAGCUUUCCCGCCGCAGGACUCAGAGAGUGGGGGACAGCAGCGGAGCUUCCCCCCACGGACCGACCCCGACAAAAUCGCCCAACGCAAGAGCUCCAUGAACCAGCUUCAGCAGUGGGUGAACCUGCGCCGAGGGGUGCCCCCGCCUGACGACCUUCGAAGUCCCUCUAGGUUCUACCCCAUGUCCCGCAGGGUCCCUGAGUAUUACAGCCCCUACUCCACCCAGUACCCCGACGAUUACCAGUACUACCCACCAGGGGUGCGGCCGGACAGCAUCUGUUCCAUGCCGGCCUAUGAUCGGAUCAGCCCACCCUGGGCUGUGGAGGACAAGCGCCACUCCUUCCGCAACGGAGGUGGCCCUGCCUUCCAGCUGCAGGAGUGGAAGGAGCCCCCGGGCUACGGGCGGCAGGAUGGCACCGUCUGGCUCCCCGGCCCCUCCCCCUCCCGGCAGCCCAUCUUUUACGACGAGCUGGACGCCGCCUCCAGCUCCCUGCGCCGCCUGUCCUUGCAGCCCCGCUCCCACUCUGUGCCCCGCUCGCCCAGCCAGGGCUCCUACAGCCGUGCCCGCAUUUAUUCCCCCGUCCGCUCACCCAGUGCCCGCUUUGACCGCCUGCCACCUCGCAGCGAGGACAUCUAUGCUGACCCUGCUGCCUACAUGAUGAGGCGAUCCAUCAGCUCGCCCAAGGUCCCUCCGUACCCAGAAGUGUUCCGGGACGGUCUCCACACCUACAAGUUAAACGAGCAAGACACAGAUAAGCUGCUGGGCAAAUUGUGCGAGCAGAACAAGGUGGUGAGGGAGCAGGACCGACUGGUGCAGCAGCUCCGAGCUGAAAAGGAGAGCCUGGAAAGUGCCUUGAUGGGGACCCACCAGGAGCUGGAGAUGUUUGGGAACCAGCCUGCCUACCCCGAGAAGCUGCUGCAUAAGAAAGAGUCCCUACAGAACCAGCUCAUCAACAUCCGGGUGGAGCUGUCCCAGGCCACCACGGCCCUGACGAACAGCACCGUAGAGUAUGAGAGCCUUGAGUCAGAGGUGUCCGCCCUGCAUGAUGACCUCUGGGAACAGCUCAAUUUGGAUGUCCAGAAUGAGGUGGUCAACCGGCAAAUCCAGAAGGAGAUCUGGAGGAUCCAGGACGUGAUGGAGGGGCUGAGGAAGAAUAACCCAUCCCGGGGCACCGACACAGCCAAGCACCGAGGAGGCCUCGGCCCCACGGCCACCUACAGCUCCAACAGCCCUGCCAGCCCUCUCAGCUCCGCCAGUCUCACCAGCCCCCUAAGCCCCUUUUCACUGGUGUCCGGCUCCCAGGGGUCCCCCACCAAGCCCGGGUCCAGCGAGCCCAAGACAAGCCAUGAGCAGAACAAGAAAGACCCCCACCAGACCUCACCCCUGGACACCGCUAGAGACAUCAACCUUGUGCCCACCAGGCAAGAGGUGGAGGCAGAGAAGCAGGCAGCUCUCAACAAAGUUGGCAUUGUGCCUCCUCGGACAAAGUCGCCUGCCGAUGAAGAGCUAACGCCGUUAAGGGUGGUGAGAAGGAGUGCUGAUGGGCUCACCAAUGGACUGUCCUCCCGGGAGCGCCCCAAGAGUGCCGUGUUCCCCACUGAGGGCAAGGUCAAGAUGAGUGUGGAGGAGCAGAUUGACCGCAUGCGGAGGCAUCAGAGCGGCUCUAUGAAGGAGAAGCGGAGGAGCCUGCAGCUCCCGGCCAGCCCAGCCAGCCCGGCCAGCCCGGCCCCUGACCCUGCUGCCCGGCCCGCUUACAAAGUGGUGCGCCGUCAUCGUAGCAUCCACGAGGUGGACAUCUCCAACCUGGAGGCAGCCCUGCGGGCGGAGGAGCCUGGCGGGCAGGCCUACGAGACACCAAGGGAGGAAAUUGCCCGGCUUCGCAAAAUGGAGCUGGAGCCCCAGCACUACGACGUGGACAUCAAUAAGGAGCUUUCCACGCCAGACAAAGUCCUCAUCCCUGAACGGUACAUUGACCUGGAGCCUGAUACUCCCCUGAGCCCUGAGGAGUUGAAGGAGAAGCAGAAGAAGGUGGAGAGGAUCAAGACGCUCAUUGCCAAGUCCAGUAUGCAGAACGUGGUGCCCAUCGGCGAGGGGGACCUUGUGGACGUGCCCCAGGACUCAGAGAGCCAGCUGCAGGAGCAGGAGAAGCGGAUUGAAAUCUCCUGUGCCCUGGCGACCGAGGCCUCCCGCAGGGGCCGCAUGCUGUCUGUGCAAUGUGCUACCCCAAGCCCUCCCACCUCCCCUGCUUCCCCGACUCCACCAGCCAACCCCCUAUCGUCUGAAUCCCCACGGGGCGCCGACAGCAGCCAUACCAUGCGGGUCUGAGCUCUGACUGCAAGCUCUGGCCGAGGCCAACGCCAUGAAGCCCCACAGAGCCACGUUCUGAAGGCCUCCU